Pediculus humanus corporis (human body louse) is the source of this 1530-nucleotide messenger RNA. Its product is annotated as Dihydrolipoyllysine-residue succinyltransferase component of 2-oxoglutarate dehydrogenase, putative. Gene Ontology annotation, cellular component: oxoglutarate dehydrogenase complex. Bases 1 to 1530 code for a protein of 509 amino acids. The record is from RefSeq and is a predicted model, not a curated record. Gene Ontology annotation, biological process: tricarboxylic acid cycle. NCBI's taxonomy places the organism in Eukaryota, Metazoa, Arthropoda, Insecta, Psocodea, Pediculidae. Gene Ontology annotation, molecular function: dihydrolipoyllysine-residue succinyltransferase activity. The transcript has 11 exons.
AUGGCAGGAAUGUUAUUUUUUUCUUCGCGGUCUUUACCGCAAAAUUUAUUACGGGCCGGAGGAAAAGCCAUUAGGAAAUCAUCUAGUACACAGGCAAGUUUUUCUUAUCCUUAUUUUCCAUCCAAUAUGUGUUAUUCACAUAGUUUGGUAAAUCUACGCCAGUUAAGAACAUUCUACCGCCUAAGUGACGCCCGAAAUUUUUGUAAAUGUUCAUCAUUAACUUCAGUUUUAUCCGAGUCAUUUGAAAAUUCUAGAAGGGAAUGGUUAAAUUGUAGGAGAAGGAUACACUUUUCACCUAUUUUAGGUAGUGAUACUAAAGAAGUUGUCGUUCCUCCAUUUGCUGAUUCCGUUUCCGAGGGAGAUGUGAGAUGGGAAAAAAAUGUCGGUGAUGCAGUUUCGGAAGAUGAAACAGUUUGCGAAAUUGAAACAGACAAGACAUCCAUAGCAGUUCCAGCUCCUGGUAAUGGUGUAAUCGAAGAGCGUUUUGUCGAAGAUGGUACCACAGUUAAAGCGGGACAAAAACUUUUUAGAAUCAAACUUGGAGGAGCACCAAAAGCUGCUGCGAAACCUGCUGCGGAAGCCGCAGCUCCUCCGCCGCCACCUCCACCACCACCACCACCACCUUCUGAUUCAGCACCUCCACCGGCUGCUAAGCCGCCAGAAGCGGCGCCUCCUCCUCCCAAGCCAGCCGCACCAAAAUCACCUCCUCCAAAACCUGCUGCUCCGAAAUCUUCGACACCACCACCUCCACCGAGGUCUAUACCAGCUUCAGGUGCAACAGUUAAGGUACCACCUGCAGAUUAUUCAAAACAAAUAACAGGAACCAGAACGGAACAACGGGUUAAAAUGAACAGGAUGAGGCAAAGAAUUGCCGAAAGGUUAAAAGAUGCACAAAACACCAACGCCAUGUUAACGACUUUUAACGAAAUUGAUAUGAGCAAUAUAAUGGAGUUUAGAAAGACAAACUUAGAAAAAUUUCAAAAGAAAUAUGGUUUGAAGCUGGGCUUCAUGUCGGCUUUUGUAAAAGCUGCUGCUUAUGCACUUCAAGACCAACCAGUCGUAAAUGCUGUAAUCGAUCCGACAGGAACGGAAAUUAUUUAUAGGGAUUACGUCGAUAUUUCGGUCGCAGUCGCGACGCCAAAGGGUUUGGUUGUUCCCGUUAUACGAAACGUCGAAAGCAUGAAUUAUCCCGAUAUAGAAAUCGCUAUAAAUAAAUUGGGUGAAAAAGCUCGUAAUAACGCGAUAGCUAUCGAGGAUAUGGACGGAGGUACUUUUACCAUAAGCAACGGAGGAGUUUUCGGUUCUCUCCUCGGAACCCCCAUAAUAAAUCCUCCUCAGUCAUCUAUAUUAGGAAUGCAUGGGAUAUUCGAUAGGCCCGUAGCCAGAAACGGACAGGUUGUCAUACGACCAAUGAUGUACGUCGCAUUAACAUACGAUCAUCGUUUAAUUGACGGUCGCGAAGCGGUCAUGUUCCUUCGUAAGAUAAAAGACGGCGUAGAAGAUCCGAGAAUAAUAUUGGCCGGACUCUGA